AUGGCGGGAAGAAAGAAAGAGCCGUUGGUGGCUGCGAGUGAAGGAUUUCUGGGCAUGUCUUCAUUUAUCAGUGGCUAUUUCGGCGGAGGAACUCACAAAUAUGAUGCGAAGGAUUUAACUUCGCAGGCGGUACAUCCAGAUCAGCAAUUGGAUUGUGCAUUGGAUUUGAUGCGCCGACUGCCUCCUCAAAAAAUCGUCAAGAAUUUGAGCGAUCUGAUUGACAUUGUGCCGGAUCUUUGUGAGGAGCUUUUGUCUUCCGUUGAUCAGCCUCUGAAAAUUGCGAGGGAUGAAGUUGUUGGAAAGGAGUAUCUGUUGUGUGAUUACAAUCGUGAUGGAGACUCGUAUCGUUCCCCAUGGAGCAACCAUUACUAUCCCGAAAUGGAAGAAGGUGCUAUGCCGUCUGAAAGGUUGAGAAAACUGGAGAUCGAAGCCAACAAUGCAUUUGAACAGUACAAGGAAUUGUACUAUGAAGGCGGCGUAUCUUCGGUUUAUUUAUGGGACUUAGAUCAUGGUUUCGCAUGUGUUGUGCUCAUCAAAAAAUCCGGGGACGGAAGUAAGAAGAUUCGAGGAUGUUGGGAUUCGAUCCACGUUGUAGAAAUUCAGGAGAAAGGAUCGGGUCGUAACGCUCACUAUAAGCUUACAUCGACCGUCAUGUUGUGGCUGCAGACCAACAAGUCUGACUCUGGUGUCAUUAAUCUGGGCGGAUCUCUGACGAGACAGGUCGAGAUGGAUUGCACUUUGAGCGAAUCUUCUCCGCACAUCGCUAACAUCGGAAGACUCGUGGAAGACAUGGAGAACAAAAUUAGGUCCACUUUGAACGAUAUUUAUUUCUCGAAAACCCAAGACAUAGUUCAGGGCCUACGGAGUGUGGAAAGCCUUUCGGAAAAGAAGAAGCAAGAGGCCUUGAAAACUGAUCUAGCUCACGCCAUUCAGAAGCGCCAAAGCAAAAGCGAGAAUUAAGUUAUUCGAAAAGAGUUCUCUGUGAAAUGACGAGGCGGCGGUAACAAGUUAUUCAUUACCAUUUCGUGAUUAUCGAUCGCCCCAGUGAUCGCAUCCUGUUCAACUCUUCGUCCGAUCCGAAGAAAUUUUUUUUUAGACUUCUGCCUUCGUUCACGUGUGGAUGAGCCCAUUCGCUCUACGUUAUACGAAUUCGCGUGAUUAGUAAGCAGAAAGCCGUGUCGACGGCUUCCGGACAUUCCGCGCGGCUUGAUUUUUAUUUUUCCGAUUGCCUUAUUUACACUGAUGGCUCUGCAGAAAGUUCGCGGUUUUCUUGCUUGUCGAAUCACAUUUGAAUUUGUCUCCUUUUGGCCACAACGUGAUGAUCCCCGAGAUAUUCCGUGUUUCGUGCGACUUUUGACUGCGUGGACGAGUGUGGAUGGAUGAUGUUCUGUUUCUCUUUAUUUGGUGGUGUAAAAGUAAAGCACCCGUAUUUUUGCCAA
This is a messenger RNA of Notodromas monacha, 1439 nucleotides long. The record is from the annotation of a GenBank genome assembly. NCBI's taxonomy places the organism in Eukaryota, Metazoa, Arthropoda, Ostracoda, Podocopida, Cyprididae.